CCCAGCCGCUCUCGCCGAGCGCUGCCCCGGCGCUGGUGAAGACGACGCGCGCGCGCGCGCGGCCGAACCCCUUUCCCGCCAAUUUUGUCGGCGAUAAACAACAAUAAUAACAAAAACAACAACAAAAACAACAGUAGGCGACGAAAUUUACCUCAUUAAAGUGACGGAAGACGAAAAGGAAUAAGAAGGAGAAGAAAUAAAAAAAAGCGGAGUCGGUCCGGGUUUUUUUUUUUCCCCUCACGUCGCGAGGAUGGCGGCGAACAUGUACCGGGUUGGAGACUAUGUCUUCUUUGAGAACUCUUCAAGCAACCCCUAUCUGAUCAGAAGGAUUGAAGAACUCAAUAAGACGCCGAGUGGCAACGUGGAGGCCAAAGUCGUGUGUUUCUACAGGAGAAGGGACAUCUCCAGCACGUUGAUCACGCUCGCUGAUAAACAUGCCAGUGGUUCUUUGUUGCAUGAAACAGAGGAGAUGGAAGAAGAAAUGGAGAGUGUGGAUGACCUUUCUGAGAAGCAGAGGCAUCAGCUCAAACACCGUGAGCUCUUCCUUUCUCGACAGUUUGAGAGCCUCGCUGCCACACACAUCAGGGGGAAGUGUAGUGUGACAUUGCUGAAUGAAACUGAAGCCCUGUCAUCGUACCUGGAGAGGGAGGACUGUUUCUACUACUCUCUGGUAUACGACCCAGCUCAGAAAACCUUACUAGCCGACAAAGGGGAAAUCCGUGUUGGACCAAGGUACCAGGCAGAUGUGCCAGACAUGCUGAAAGAAGGCCCCGACUUUGAAGAUGACAGGGACCAGGUGAAGCUGGAAACAAAGAUCUGGGACCCCGAGAGCCCACUUACGGACCGGCAGAUUGACCAGUUUAUGGUGAUCGCUCGUUCGGUGGGUACAUUUGCCCGUGCACUGGACUGUACAAGCUCCGUCCGGCAGCCCAGCCUGCAUAUGAGUGCCGCUGCCGCCUCCCGCGACAUCACGCUGUUCCACGCGAUGGACACGCUUCACCGGAGCGCGUAUGAAGUGGCGAAGGCCAUCGGCCUGCUCGUGCCGCAGGGCGGGCCAGUCCUGUGCCGCGACGAGAUGGAGGAGUGGUCAGCCGCUGAGGCCAACCUCUUCGAGGAGGCACUUGAGAAGUAUGGGAAGGACUUCACCGAUAUUCGACUCGACUUUCUUCCUUGGAAGUCGCUCACCAGCAUCAUCGAAUAUUACUACAUGUGGAAAACGACAGACCGAUACGUGCAACAGAAGCGGCUGAAGGCUGCAGAAGCGGAGAGCAAAUUGAAGCAGGUGUACAUCCCCAAUUACAACAAACCCAACCCCAACCAGAUCUUCACCAAGCAAGGGGUGCCCAAUGGCUCGGGCACAGCAGGGCCCGGCCAGGCUUCAGGAACCGGCAGAGCCUGUGAGAGCUGCUUUGCAUCGCAGUCACAGCAGUGGUACUCGUGGGGCCCGCCUGCCAUGCAGUGCCGCCUGUGCUCCUCGUGUUGGACCUACUGGAAGAAGUACGGCGGGCUGCGUCUCCCUACGCGCCUCGACGGGGAGCGCCCGGGCCCGAACCGUGCCAGCACUGGCCUGCCCCUAUCCAUCCAGACCAGCGAAGGCACUCUCAAGUGUGCCGUCAAUGGUUGUGGAAAGGAGUUCCGCACACAGGGGCACCUGUACCGCCACUGUCAAGCAGUACACGGCCUGUCGGUGCGAAGCCAGGGCAGUUCGCGCGUGGCCCUCAAGACACGCCAGGCCUUCUACCUGCACACGACCAAGCUGACGCGCAUCGCCCGCCGUCUUUGUUGUGACAUUUUCAGCGGGCGGCAGGCAGCGCGUCGCCCUUUCCAGCCCAUCAAUGCAACGACCAUCAAGACAGAGUGCACGGCACGUUUGCCUGAAGCAGCCAAAACCCCUCUCAAGGUCAAGCCUGUGGUGCGGAAGCCAUUGGAGAGCGUGGUCAAGUACAUGGAGGCACACCCGUGCCCCAUACGUGUGGCACAGCCCCUACCGCCACGCACUGUGAGCAGUAUCACCCCCACCAAGGUGCUCUCGGUGCUCAACCACGGCUCGCCCACCAUCCUGGGCAAACGUAGCUACGAUCAACACAACGGUACGGACGGCAACACAAAGAAGAGAAUGCUGAUGCCUUGUCGUGUUGCGAAGAAUCACACUCAAGUUAAGCCAACGGUGUCUGCGAACCGCUGCUACCUGGUGAACGGGAAGCCGUUUGCGGGGAGCGCACGUUUCGUGGCCAAGGGGGCCACUCCUCCCAUGGCCAAGCGGCGGAGACUCAACUGCAUCAAUGCACCAGAUGACGUCUUUUUCAUGGCCACAGCAGAUACAAGGAAAGUGCGCAAGCUGCUGGUGGCGCUGGAGAUGAAACGCUCGGCGCGGCGUCCCUACCAGCGCAUCGCCACUCGUCCCAGCUCGUCCACCCAGCGUGCAGUGCUGCCUGUGAACACGGAGCCCAUCGUCAUCGAAGACUGAGGGGGGGCAGCAGUGAUGUCUCUGCGGCUGAGGGGGGGGGGCGGCAGAAGAAGCGCACCCUCUUGUCACGGUUGCCCUCGUUCAGCAGCUCCACGAGCUGCACGGGAGAAUGCAACUAGGGCUUAUUAAAAAAAAAAUCACCAUUGAGCCCUCUUCUGUCUCCGGUCUUAUGAUUUCUUUUUAAUAUAUUGUUAUUAAUACUAUUGCUGUUAUUAUUUUUAUUUGUCAUUUUAAAAUGCGUGUGGUCAUUAACAUAAAGUCGGGUAGUGCUUUUGCAAUGGCGGAAUCUUCUUGAGUAAAUACUUUUUAAAUGUAAAAAAAAUAAAAAGGAAAAAAAAUGACAGUACAUGAAAAAAAAACUUUAAAAAAACUUUUUUGGAACCCUUUAAAUAGAAAGUUGUGUGGAAUGCCUUGGCAGUAAUUUGUAAGGUUGGAACAGUGGAUAACCAGCCCUGUUUUCUGCCUUCUCUCCAGUGAAGCCGCUGCCACUUAUUGGGGGCGGCAGUUCUACUUUAUUUUUUUAUCACGCAUUUGAUAAGUUAUGAUCUUCGUUUGUCACCGUUAAAUUCGUGUACAUUAGCUGGUGUACAUUUAGGCUGAGCACAAUUAUAAGAGUUAAAAGGGGCAGGGAUGGGCAUUGAUGGAGUGGGGGGGGGGGGGAGUGGGUUUGGAAGGGGCGUAGGUGUCGAGGAAAUGGCAGGUUGACUCAUUGUCUCCAGGUUAGAAAGUUGUUCAGUGUAAUGAAGGUGGAUUUGUGUUACUUGAAAUGACAGAUGGACGUUUGUAGUUCCAACAUUUGAAGUGGGGUUCAGCCAAAGGUGGUGUUCUUCUCGUCAGGCAUUUGUAACAACGUGUUUGUAACAAUUUAGGUUAUUAAAGCAGUUCCCCAUUGGUGUCAAACUCAUGCAGAAGUAAUGUUUCCCUUUUGGGCCGUUUUUCACCACGGCCAUGUUUGUGUUGCUGCAAUUCUGCAGCCUCCCUGUUUAACUGGCGUAGUUUGUGUACAAGCGCGGUUGCGUUCGCGACCGCUACGUUUCAGGUGUGUGGCAUCUUAAAAGCGCCAGCCGUGCGUGCAAAGUGGAGCCUUAACGCUUGUGACCUGCUGCAGCAUUUACACCGCUUUGUAUGAGCAAGGCUCCUGUGGAAGAGUGCGCCAUGGCAAGCAAUGGCGCGUGCAGGGCACAGAAGGGAGGAGAAUUAAAUAGAACAAAGUGGUGGGUAAGAAAUUUUACUCGAGUUCAGGAACAGACAGAUUUCUAUAUUGUUUGCACCUGAUUCUUAUUUAGUAAAUGAAGCAUCACCCCUGUCUACUGCUUUAUAGUUUCCAUCGCCCGUGUUUGUUGAUGGUUCCAAAAUCACACGAGUACCAAUUAGAAGUCUGCUCUCUUUCUCUCAGAUUGAAUAUUAUUUAACCGUUGAUAACGUAAAUUUUUCAUAUUCAGGUAUUACCGCUUUGGUAGACGUUGACCUGUGUGUGAAAAAUACACAUUUGCCGUUUACCAUGUUGCUUUUGAGUCUCUUCCAACCGGUGGGUGUAUUCGUUGGGGGAGAGGCUGCGGCAAUGUUUCCUUCCGUUGUGUCAAAUCCACCGGAUCUUGAUCCCUCCCGGUUAAGAAACGAGCGUUUCCACAUUCGUUCACCUAAGCCACCUCCACAACAACCCCGUGUCGUCCAAGCCAUCGGCCCCAACGAAUACGGACCUUGUGUACAGUUCUGUAAGUUAUGCGUGCGGCUGCUAUGGAGCAGAAACCGCGUGAGACCAGCACACCUGCAAUCCCUAGUCGAUCUGUAAAACUCACCGAAUUGCCCCGUGUGCGGCCCCGUCUCUUCUUUCUGUGUCUAGCCUUGUAGUAAUUGUACAUGUUCAGUUUUUGCAUGGGAGAAGAAAACGCAAUUUGCGAAAUGUAUGCCCAACCUUGUGCAAACACUUUAACCAUCUGGGUUUUUGCAGUGCAUUGAAAGGGUUCCUUUGGAUAUAAUAGAAAUGAGCGGAAACUUUGCAAUUAUUUUUUUUUAUAUAUAUUUACGGUAUACAAUAAAUUGAUUUUGAUGUUCAUGUGUAGUAGUGCAGUGCUUUGAACUUCUGCACCGAGUGAUCAGUGGUUUUCCAGCCUGCUGCUGGUUAACAUUUGGUAGACUGCUUUUGCGGCAUUCGCUUUCCAACAAAGUAUUUGGCAGAAUUGAACACGUCGAGCCACUACCCCAACGUGGCGCAAAAUGCCACACGGACCUAAUUGUUUUAAAGGUUUUACAUUUUGUAUCCAAAUGCGACUUGGGCUCUUGGCGGCGUGUGUAUUAUCAAUGCAUAUGCUGCCAAGUCCAGUGGCCUGAGCUGAAAUUGUCCAUUUUUUUGUGCAAGUUGUAAUUUCCCUGCUUUUACUAUAUUUUGAAGUGUAACGCGAUACCUCCGCUAACUUUUUUUUUGUUCAAACGCUUGGUUUACCAAUUUGAAUUUUGCUCAUCUGUAUAUACACUUUUCUUCCGUUUCGUUUGAAUUUUUUUGUGUAAUGGUAAAUGCAUUCCAGCGCUAUCCCGGGAGGCAAGUGGCGCUUCAAGCACGGUAGCGGGCUUGGGCCGCUACCCCAGGAUUGAGCGGAGUGUUAAUCGCAUGCCCUUUGGAAUAUACUGGCUGUUCUGCCAUCUGCCCCGUGUACGGUAUUCAGUAAUAAAAUAAGUACCCUUUCGGAA
Molecule: messenger RNA, 5155 nt
Organism: Lethenteron reissneri (Far Eastern brook lamprey)
Lineage: Eukaryota; Metazoa; Chordata; Hyperoartia; Petromyzontiformes; Petromyzontidae
Product: metastasis-associated protein MTA1-like
Biological process (GO): negative regulation of transcription by RNA polymerase II
Cellular component (GO): NuRD complex; nucleoplasm
Molecular function (GO): transcription coactivator activity; sequence-specific DNA binding; transcription corepressor activity
Source: RefSeq, a predicted model, not a curated record